UACAUGGUAUGCAAUACGUAGGCUGAUAACCGGAACCAGACGGGUUAAGGGUUGGAUGGGCAGGUAACUUUAUCGGAAAGAGGGAUUCGACGCAAAGUGGUUGAAUUUUUGUUUUCAAGAAGGCGUAAAGACAGUAAGAUUCCAAGAUGUCGAGCCGUAAGACCAAGGGAAAGCAGCCAAAGAAGCGUGCCCAGCGUGCGACUUCCAAUGUCUUUGCUAUGUUUGAUCAAGCCCAGAUUCAGGAGUUCAAAGAAGCCUUCAAUAUGAUCGAUCAGAACAGAGAUGGAUUCAUUGAUAAAGAAGAUCUACACGACAUGCUUGCAUCUCUAGGUAAGAACCCAACUGAGCAGUACUUAGAAGACAUGAUGAGCAAUGCACCAGGACCCAUCAACUUCACCAUGUUCCUUACCUUAUUCGGUGAGAAACUCAACGGCACGGACCCUGAAGAUGUCAUUGUUAAUGCAUUCGCUUGCUUCGAUGCCGACGCAGAAGGUCAUAUUAAUGAGGAGUAUCUACGUGAGUUGUUGGUUACCAUGGGAGACAGGUUCACUGACGAUGAGGUUGACGAGAUGUACAGGGAGGCACCCAUCAACAAAGAGGGACAAUUCAACUACAGGGAAUUUGUACGAAUCUUGAAACACGGAAGCAAAGACAAGGAUGACGAUACAAACCCAUGAAGAAAUACAUCAAGAAUUAAUGGUGGAGGAGAAACAAAGGGUCUAGAAACCUCCUAUAAAGUCACUCAUCAUUACAAACGCUGAUUCUCAACAUUUGGUCAUUCCACGUAAGACCUACAACUUUCCUUUGUCAGAAUUUCUUUGCCUGGCACACAUUUUCACGUUUUCACUGACGGCAAAUCAUGGUUGACUCUUCUGUUCUCCAUUUUAUGAUCUAAAUAAUCUUCAAGUUUUGUAGAAAUCUAUCCACUGUGAACAUUCCUUGUCACCCAAAUUUGCACGAUUUGUAAUUCAGGACAUUCCCAAAUGGAUGUUUCCUUUGAUGUACGUAUGUUAGUUCAAUCAAACUAUUUCCAUCAACUUUGAACAAAUUUGAUUGUAGGACAUUCCAAAAUGGAUCGCAUGAACAUUUCCUUUGAUGUACGUUUAUAGUUCAACCAAAUUAAUUCAGUAAAUUUUUAAACAAAUUUGUAAUUAUAGAUUAAUUUAAACAUCAUUUAACAUUAUUCUAAGAUAGCAUUCAUUAAUCAAGUAUUAUGUAAACAAAUUACAUCAUUGCUGUAUUUAAUAAAUUUCUUAGAUAUUAUGUAUUGUUUAGAAUUAAUGAGUAGGCAUUUGAAAGCACCUUGCUUAGUUAACAGUAUACCUUACAAUCACUUCUUUCUUUUUUUAUUGAAAGCUGGCCGCCUUAUUUUCUGGGUUACAUGUGAGAUACGCUUGUGCUUGAGUAAAAUUUUCUACCAAAGUAAGCAUGAAAUUUUGCUUACGGUAAAAAGCGCUAUGAAAUUAGCCUCUCUACGUUAACAAAAAACUCAUCAGUGAAUCAGAUUUUAAUCCUGCGGUCAGUAUUAUAUAAUUCCCAAGCUAAAUGAUGACGUUUUACACACAUCAUCUUUACACCCUUUAGGGACUAGUUUGCGUCAAUUAGGCUCCAGGCAUGAUAAAAUACUCGCACAAGAACCCCCAAAACUGGUCAUACCGUUGAGGUCUGAUUCCCUACCUCCUACUCUACAUCUUGUAGUAGGGUCAUUAGCAGACUGAUAUGGCCCCAGUCUACAUCACUAUCUUGAUCAUUAUCAACCCAAGGUGAUUAUAAUUGUUUGUCUAUCGCCAUGGAAACAGUGCUGCUAUUUACGGGUUCAUUUGGUUUCCGCUUAUCGUGCAUUUUAUCAAAAUUUUCAAAGAAUUAAUGGAUAUUUUCCUUGGAGUUUUUUUCCUUUCUACAAAUAAAUGCAUCUUAAUAUAGUUGAAAUCAAGAUUGCAUCUGAACGUUUUCUAUUGUCAUGAAGUUUAUUUUCAGCUUGCAUACUCAAGGUUUUAAUGCACACGCAAUCUAUACUAAUGGAGCACAGGUAAACAAUUUCAAGGGGAUGCAUCAUUAGUUUAUAUGUCAUGGUUAUUUAUUUGAUGUAUGAUUUUCCAUUUUUGCCUGAAUUUCUUUCUCUUAAAUAACAACAUUUUGAUGCCAUGUUUAUUUUGUGCUAAACAUCGUUCUGUUUUAAAUGUUUAUGAAAAAUACUUGUUUAUUCAGAAAGCAUGGUACAAUGGUUUGCUCAUCUGGAGGUUGCUAUACAAAAGCUUGGCCAAACCAUUUGACUUAGAAACUGUAUCUAUAGUCUGAGGAAUUCAAAUUUACAAGCUAUGAUAACUUGUACGUGAGAGCAUGCCAUUGUACCAGACAUUCAAAUCUGCCAUUACAACCUCAAAGUUUCACGCCUGUUUUCAAUUUACAUUUCAAACAAGGAUCUUGCCUGAUUUAAAUUUUAAAUUCGUUGACUGUAACAUUAGACAUAAUUUAUGGUUGUGUGAUAUUAGAAAGGGCCAAGUCAUAAUAUCAUAAGUUUAACUAAUUUACUCUACGCCACGGUAGAAAGUACUUAUCACCAAUAUAAAAAAAAACUUAACGAAUUCAAGAAAUUAACAUUUUGUAUUGCAAAUUUCUGUUUAACUGCAAAUGUUAUUGUAUGUCUUAAUCAGACCAUUCCGAUAUAAGAAAUUAUUUCAUUCCAGGUCACUUGUAUGUGGAACUGUCAUUCAGUUCAAUUGUAUGCAUGCAAAACAUAUGUAGGUCUGUGGUACACGGAACCAUAUGGCAAUUCAGCCAAGUGGAAAAGCGCAUAAGCCUAUUAGCAAUAUAAAUUGCAUUGCACAUUUUGAAAGGCAUAAUGUGUGAAUUUGGAAGGUAGUGUAACCACAGUGUUGAAAAAAAACAUUCAUGUGUGUAUCUGAGGGAGUGCUAAAAAGAAUGUCCUGUACAUUUACCACACCAACAUUUUGUCUGUUAAAGUGAUUUUGACUCUUUGAAGAUUCCAUUUUAAUAUGCAUUCCUGUUUUCUUUCUUUAAAGAGUGUUUAUUUGAUUAUUUUUGGUACAUGUACCCAGUUAUUUUUGUGCAUGUACCCAGUUAUUAACUGAUUUGGACAAAUUUUGUGUGAGUUUUCCUUGAAAUUUUUCGACCUAAAUGACUGUUUCCACUAAGUCAUUAGCCCGUGUUGUCCUUCUAUAUAAAUCCAUAUAUUUUGUUAAGUUAACAAAUUUAAUUCAAAUAAUUACCAUUGAAUUUAAUUUAAUCAAUAUUUUGUGUAGAGUCAGGGUUCCUUGUAUUAUUUCCAAACCAUCUAUUUAUGUCCGUUUUGAUUUUGCCUUUUUUAAAUUUACAUGAAUCUAUUUGUACGUAAAUCAAAACAGCCUUUCAUAAUAAUAACUAUGGUGAAAGGGAUUCGAACCAGAAACCAUUGGACAGUGAACACUGAACAGCAUAAAUUAGUAUUGAGUUUGAAUUCUUAUUAUUCAAAGUUAUGACACUAUGUUGACACUCUAUGUUCUGUGAGCUAGCUGUACAAAAUCUUUGUUGGAAUCAUUUGUCACUAAUUUGAAUCCUGAUGUGUCCUUCCCGCUUAUUUUAAGUUCUCUGCGUUUGCCUUGUUUGUAGUAGCUGUGUGUAAUAACAUUAUUUUGUCUGCUGUUUUUUGUUAAAGGCAUGAACCGAUUUCAAUAGAGACUAGAUCUGAUUACUGGUGUUAUAAGAAUAAAAUUAACCCAUUUUUGUAGUAAA
Messenger RNA from Asterias rubens (European starfish), 3732 nucleotides. RefSeq names its product myosin regulatory light polypeptide 9-like. The coding region runs from base 147 to 677 and encodes 176 amino acids. The transcript has 5 exons. Gene Ontology annotation, cellular component: myosin II complex; cytoplasm. The record is from RefSeq and is a predicted model, not a curated record. Lineage: Eukaryota; Metazoa; Echinodermata; Asteroidea; Forcipulatida; Asteriidae. Gene Ontology annotation, molecular function: calcium ion binding; myosin heavy chain binding.